Messenger RNA from Suillus fuscotomentosus, 1483 nucleotides. Its product is annotated as hemolysin-III related-domain-containing protein. The transcript has 7 exons. NCBI's taxonomy places the organism in Eukaryota, Fungi, Basidiomycota, Agaricomycetes, Boletales, Suillaceae. The record is from RefSeq and is a predicted model, not a curated record. Gene Ontology annotation, molecular function: signaling receptor activity. Gene Ontology annotation, cellular component: membrane. Bases 97 to 1080 code for a protein of 327 amino acids.
CAAACGUUUCGUACCUUGCAUCUCAUAUAUACCAAGCCUACACAGCUACACAUAUUGUUCUCUCAAUCUCGAUACCUGGAGGUGUUUUUUCACUGUAUGUCCGAGCUCAAGGCACGCAAGCGCAACCUCAGCAAUCAGAAUGGACCUGGACACCACAUUUUGCAAACUGGUCCUGACAAGCAACGCAUGACGCUUUCCUGGCACGAAAUACCAGAAUGGCAGAGGGAUAAUGAGUAUAUUUUAAUGGGCUACAGACGAGUGCAGAACUGCUGGUCAGGUUGCAUUGCAUCUAUCUACAGUUAUCCUCAUAACGAAACUGGUAAGUUUCUUGUUGUCUCAAGUAGACAUGAUCCAUUGCAUUUUCCAGUGAACAUCCUCAGUCAUCUUGCUGGCGCUGUGGUAUUCCUCUGGAUUCUGAUGACAUUCCGCGGGCAAUAUAUCUUGGCGUACAGCACUGCAACUUGGCUGGAUACUUCUGUCUUUGUUAUAUUUCUACUCUCUGCAGUGUUCUGCCUCACUGCGAGCGCCAUGUUCCACACUGCCACUUGUCAUUCGGCACAGGUGUCGACCCAGUGCCAUGCACUGGACUACUCGGGGAUCGUCAUCCUCACCGUCGGAUCUUUUGUACCAUGCCUUUACUACGGAUUCUACUGUGAACCAGCCUUGCAAGCCUGUUAUCUAUGUUCCAUCGCACUAGUUGGCGCAGGAGCAGCAUAUAUCGUUCUCAACCCUGAAUAUGCAAAACCAACACAUCGAGGUGCACGUACCGGUGUUUUUAUUGGUCUUGGAUUGUCCGCUGUGAUCCCAAUUGCUCAUUUAUUGGUAUCGCAUGGGGCAUCGAAGCUAUUUUCCGAAAUGGGAUUUGGUUGGCUGCUCGCAUCAGGCGGACUAUACAUUACGGGCGCGUUGAUUUACGCCAAUCGCAUACCGGAAUGUCUGGCCCCAGGGAAAUUCGACUUACUCUUCGCAUCACAUCAAAUAUUUCACUUUUGUGUGGUCCUGGCCGCUCUGGCUCACUGGAUGUGUGUAUUGACUGCCUUCGAUCAUUGGCAUUCUGGCUUAAACGGAUGGAAAUUGUGACAUGCCGGUGUUGCGUCGCUGCGUCGUGGGUAUUACGCUGUGGUUGGACAGCCCUGGGAAAAGAUUUUGUCGGAACAUGCCCCAAGGGCGGUCUUCGCCUGUACAGCAGGCUCACGGCUCCGGCGGAGUCGUUAGCGCGGAAACAAAAUGCACGUUGCAUAGUGUAUCCGUAAGCCUAAUGGAAGUUUGGUCAUCCUUAUUUCAAUUGACAGAUGAAUGGUCUUGAUUGUUUGCCUUUGGUGACCGCGCGCUGUAUGCGGGAGUCCUCGGGACGUGUGUUUACGAAGGUGAUGUGUACGUUAGAUGACAGAUGGAUUUUGUGGUGAACGGAAUCGAGGCUCUAGUACACCGGCGUCCGACGGAUGAUGACGAGUAGAUGCAAAGAUGCCAUGCCACACCAAGA